Messenger RNA from Onychostoma macrolepis, 2989 nucleotides. RefSeq names its product glutamine synthetase-like. Gene Ontology annotation, molecular function: glutamine synthetase activity. The transcript is spliced from 7 exons. Gene Ontology annotation, cellular component: cytoplasm. NCBI's taxonomy places the organism in Eukaryota, Metazoa, Chordata, Actinopteri, Cypriniformes, Cyprinidae. The record is from RefSeq and is a predicted model, not a curated record. Bases 518 to 1636 code for a protein of 372 amino acids.
AUAAUGUUUUUGUGUGUUUAAAGAGCGGAGAAGAAUUAGGUUAUUUGCCGUCUUGCCAAAUAUGUGCAUAAGCGCUUCAUUUGAGAUUUUGGCCAAGUGUAUUAAACAACAAGAAAAACUAAGCGCCCAUAUAGCUACAAUCAACGUUAUAUAACCUGUAAAAGUUGAUGAAAGCAUGUAAUGCACUUGCUGCCUCAGAUAACAAACAUUUACAGCCGUAAAACACUCCAUCUCUGUCAUUCUCUGGUCAAAAACAUCGUUAACUCCAUGUGAGCUUGAUUUUCAUAUGUUAAGAGCAAGUGUCUGAUACAAUACCAACGCUAACGACGCAGAGUUGUUGAAUUAUUGACACCCCCCCCCCCCCCACCCACAUACUAUCUGCGUCACACCUCAACCUAACCUCAGUGACAGGCUGCCUUAAAUUUGACUGUUUAAGCGGAUCGGGUUUCAGUCUUCUUAUGAAGUGGAGCCAAAUAUACACCUCUGAAUUCAUUGCUUACUGUAAAUCUGAUCCAGUAUGUCUUACGUAUCAGAGAGCUCUAGUCUCAACAAGGCCCUGCGGCAGCAAUACCUCAGUCUGCCUCAGGGAACCUUCUGUCAGGUCACUUACGUCUGGAUCGAUGGCUCUGGAGAGGGUCUGCGUAACAAGACUCGAACCAUGGAUUCAGAGCCAAAGAGCAUUGCUGACCUACCAGAAUGGAAUUUCGAUGGUUCCAGCACAGGUCAGUCUAAAGGACACAACAGUGACAUGCUACUGAUUCCAGUCUGCAUGUUUAGGGACCCCUUCCUCUUGGACCCGAACAAACUGGUGCUAUGUGAGGUGCUCAAGCACACCCGAGAACCUGCAGAAUCAAACCACCGUAACCGUUGUAACAAGGUCAUGGAGAAGGUCAAAGACCUUCACCCCUGGUUUGGUAUGGAGCAGGAAUAUACUCUCCUAGGAGUGGAUGGACACCCUUUUGGCUGGCCCAGACUUGGAUUCCCCAAACCACAAGGUCCGUAUUACUGCAGUGUUGGUGCUGACAGAGCAUUUGGCAGAGACAUUGUGGAGAGUCAUUAUAAAGCCUGUCUGUAUGCUGGCAUCACAAUCAGUGGCACUAACGCAGAGGUCAUGCCCUCUCAGUGGGAGUUCCAGGUGGGUCCAUGCAAAGGAAUUGAGAUGGGAGAUCAUCUAUGGAUGGCACGUUUCCUGCUCCACAGGGUGUGUGAAGACUUUGGAGUGGUGGCCACCCUGGAUCCAAAACCCAUGACAGGAGACUGGAACGGAACCGGUUGCCACAUUAAUGUGAGCACAGUGCAAAUGAGAGAACAAGGAGGAAUUGAGCACAUUGAGAAAGCCAUUGAGAAACUGACCAAGCGUCAUGCAGAGCAUAUUCGUGUCUACGACCCACACGGUGGAGAAGAUAACAAACGUCGCCUCACGGGUCGCCACGAGACUUCCAGCAUCCAUGAUUUCUCAGCAGGUGUUGCUAACCGUGGGGCCAGCAUCCGUAUCCCUCGUCAGGUGGGCCAGGAUAAAUGCGGUUACUUUGAGGACCGUCGUCCUUCUGCCAACUGUGACCCAUAUGCCGUGACCUGCGUAAUGGCCAUCACAUGCAUGCUGGAAGAAGGGGAAGAUGCCCAUGAACUUGAAUAACACACUUUUGGAAACUAAUAAUUGUUUAGAAUAUUAGAUAGGGGGCACUUUAACCUGUUAUAAUUGUUAUUUUUGUCUGUAAAUCAUACUCUAUACAUAUUCCUUUCAGUACAAGAGUUUAAUGUUUUAUGACACAUGAUUUGUAGGCAAAUUUGAUAUGUUGUAUUGAAUGAUCAUACACCUACCUGUUUCACAUUAGAACCUGACUGGGGUUAAUAACUGAUUCUCUUCCUAUCUUUCUACCGUAACACAAACAGAAUUCAAAAGACUUCAUUCCAAGUUAAUUGCAACAACAAUGCAGAUGGUUUCGGUGAACUGGUUUUUAUAAUAGGCAAAUUUUCAAGGGUUCACAUUUUACUCAAAUGAAGCCACAUAGAGCACAUGAAUCACAUCACAGUAAUAGGUUUGAGCAGUCAUAUGUAGAAAAGCUAUUUAUUUGAAAAUACAGUAAAAGCAGUAAUAUUGUGGAAAUAUUGUUAGAAUUUAAAAAGUAAAAAUGGAUCUUAAUAGUGUAAAAAUGCUUUCACUUUAUUUUUAAGAAUGGAUAACCAUAGUAUACCCAUCAUUCAAACUGAGGACACCUGCACAUGCAGUAUUUACAGAAAAAUGCAUUUUGUUUAGAUUUAAAACAGUGGAGUCUAUUAAUUUCAGAUUAGGUGUUUAUGAAUAUAUGUCCACAUUUAUACACACACAUAUACCGUACCCUUACAGAAAAACCACAUAAAUUUAACAUGUUUUCCACAUGUGAUCACGUUUUCCACAUGUGUCCAUAUAUUUUCCACGUUAUCACAUGUCCAUACAUUUUUUUUCACAUGUGAUCACGUGUCCAUAUAUUUUCCACGUUAUCACAUGUCCAUACAUUUUUUUUCACAUGUGAUCACGUGUCCAUAUAUUUUCCACGUUAUCACAUGUCCAUACAUUUUUUUUCACAUGUGAUCACGUGUCCAUAUAUUUUCCACAUGUGACCACUUGUGUACAUAUAUUUUUCACAUGUGAUCACAUGAAGACAACAUGUCACCACAUGUUGCAACAUAAGAGCACAUGUGACAUGUGGAUCACAUGUGGAAAAUGUUUCCUUGUGUUAUAAUAGGUUAUCACAUGUGGAAAAUGUUUCCAUGUGUUAAAAUAGGUUUUCACAUGUGGAUCAUAUGUUAGCUACAUGUAACAAAUACUGUGCAUUUUCAGCUUCACACUGUAUGUUGACUUUUAAUUUGUUCCUAUUCCCUGCUUCCCAUUGUAGUCCCUUGUAGCUUUCUUUAUUUGUUGUAAUGUAGGCUACUGUAGUUGCAAAGUUACUUUGGCUAUAUAAGCUAGUUAGUAAAAUAAAAGUUAAAUAAAAUAAAGUUCAUACUA